This is a messenger RNA of Mauremys reevesii (Reeves's turtle), 2798 nucleotides long. RefSeq names its product zinc finger protein 184-like. Bases 4 to 1485 code for a protein of 493 amino acids. NCBI's taxonomy places the organism in Eukaryota, Metazoa, Chordata, Testudines, Geoemydidae. Gene Ontology annotation, molecular function: DNA-binding transcription factor activity, RNA polymerase II-specific; RNA polymerase II cis-regulatory region sequence-specific DNA binding. The transcript has 4 exons. Gene Ontology annotation, biological process: regulation of transcription by RNA polymerase II. The record is from RefSeq and is a predicted model, not a curated record.
GUCAUGCAGGAGACCUAUGAGAUGGUGACCUCGCUGGGAUUUCCCAUUCCCAAACCUGUGCUUAUCGCCCGCCUGGAGCAAGGGGAAGAGCCGUGGGUGCCCGAUCUCCAGACUUGCGAGGAAAGAAGGCUUCCGAGAUGCUCCCAUACAGAAGGUGCUGAGCGAGGGAAUGAGAAUGAGGAGGAGAAUCAUCAUCAGGAAGUUCCUGGAGAAGUGCAACCCCAGGCGACCUUUGUGGGAGGAUGUUUCAGUCCAAAGUCAGCACGAAAGUCACUUAAGAAAAGCCACACAGGAGAAAGGCCCCAUAAUUGCUUGGACUGUGGGAAAAGAUUCAAAAAGAGGUCAAACCUUGUUCAGCAUCAGGCAAUUAACACAGGAGAGAGACCCCACAAGUGCUUGGACUGUGGGAAAAGUUUCAAACACAGGUCACGCCUUGUUCAACAUCAGUCAGUCCACACAGGAGAUAGACCCCACAAGUGCUUGUACUGUGGGAAAAGUUUCAAGGAAAGGUCCUACCUUGUUAAACAUCAGGCAAUCCACACAGGAGAGAGACCCCACAAGUGCUUGGACUGUGGGAAAAGUUUCAUACAAAGGUCAGACCUUGUUUGUCAUCAGUUAGUCCAUACAGGAGAGAGACCCCACAAGUGCUUGGACUGUGGGAAAAGUUUCAUACGAAGGUCACACCUUGUUUGUCAUCAGUCAGUCCACACAGGAGAGAGACCCCACAAGUGCGUGGACUGUGAGAAAAGUUUCAUAAGAAGGUCACACCUUGUUCGACAUCAGGCAAUCCACACAGGAGAGAGACCACACAAGUGCUUGGACUGUGGGAAAAGUUUCAUACAAAGGUCAGACCUUGUUUGUCAUCAGGCAUUACACACAGGAGAGAGACCUCAUAAGUGCUUGGACUGUGGGGAAAGGUUCAUACGAAGGUUAGACCUUGUUUGUCAUCAGUCAGUCCACACAGGGGAGAGACCCCACAAGUGCAUGGACUGUGAGAAAUGUUUCAUAAGAAGGACACACCUUGUUCGACAUCAGGCAAUCCACACAGGAGAGAGACCCCACAAAUGCUUGGACUGUGGAAAAAGUUUCCUAAGAAGGUCAGACCUUGUUUGUCAUCAGUCAGUCCACACAGGAGAGAGACCCCACAAGUGCUUGGACUGUGGGGAAAGUUUCAAACACAGGUCACACCUUGUUCAACAUCAGUCAGUCCACACAGGAGAGAGACCCCACAAGUGCUUGGACUGUGGGAAAAGUUUCAAACACAGGUCACACCUUGUUCAACAUCAGGCAAUCCACACAGGAGAGAGACCCCACAAGUGCUUGGACUGUGGGAAAAAUUUCAAACACAGAUCAGCCCUGGUUAAACACCAGAAAAUCCACACAGGAGAGAGAGCGUGUAAGUGCUUGGACUGUGGGAAAAGUUUCACAUGGAGAUCAGACCUCAUUCAACAUGGGAGAAUCCACACAGGAUCUAAACUUCUGUGACACAUGACAAAAAGGGUUAAGCAGCUUCCAUGUAAUUGACUCAGAUCAGGCCUUGUUGCACAUCAGGGAAAACUAAAUCCUCAGUACCACUUCUAGGGCCGGCUCCAGGCACCAGACGAGGAAGCACGUGCCUGGGGGGCGGCACUUUUUUCUUGGGGUGGCAAAAAAAGCUUGAGCUGGCUCUGAUCACUUCAAACUAAUCUUAUUGAGAGCGGCAACAGUUCAUCAGUACCUCUCUGCAUUUGAUUUUGUUACAAAAUCAAUAAGUUCGGAUAACAUGAGCCCCAGAGGGACAGACGGUUCCACGGGCAGCCCUCCUUCGAUACCCCAUUAGAGAUUUCAGAAGGUCUCUUACCUCUUGAUUGGUGCCUUGGAGUUCAAAGGGGAACAGUCCGCAGUAGCUGUUGAUAGCAGAAUGUUAAGCAAAGUCUCUCAUCUCACCCUUCCUUUUUAUAGGCUUUUAGUUUGGAUUCAAAGUCUCUAGGUCUCGCUGUGUCACGCCGCCUCUGGGUUUGGUGCUUGAUCACCCGUCAAUUGCAGGUGUGACUGUCAGCCUGGGACCUGGCUUUGAUCUUCCUUCUGUUUCUUUCUUUUUUUAGGGUGGAUGCUUCUUGCUUGAGUUAGGGCUGUUGUCUAGUUCUUCAGCCGUUGGUAUUUGAACUUUAUUUCAUCAGGACGGGCUGGUCCUGGAGGUUGAUUCUGUCACCCAUACAUACCUCAUUGACACAUCUCAACUAGACUAAUAAAAUUACAGUAUGGCUUGCAAAAAUGGAGGCUGUAGCACAUGCCUUCCACAAAAUGGAGUAAGCAUUUUUAAAUGGGUUUUGAAUUACAAUAUUGCACAGAAGUUUACAAUGUAGGCAAAAUGGCAAGUGUAAUUAAAUGGUGAACAGGAGUUACAAUGAUCCAGUGAAGAACUAAAAACCUGCUGACUACCAACACCGCUGUAAAAUGCCAAGAACUGACUGCCUGGACCCGUGCUUCUCACUGCAAAAAGGCCUCUCCACCUCAAGAGGACUUUACGACUGAUGAUCAGCCUGUUUCUCCUUCUGGUGCCGCUGUUUUUUUUGGGCAGCAGAAAAAAAGGAUAAGAUAAAGUGCUAGUAACCUCUCCCUUGUCCACUGACAGAACUACCAUGCAUUUGAUUUGUGCUAAAAAACCUAAAGCAUUACAGGGUGAUGUGCUAGUAACCUCUCCCCUGCAAAAUGCUAAACCACCACUGUGCCAAGAAGUAGGAACACUUACUCUACUGAAACCACCAAAGCCCAGGGAUUUCUGACCACAAAGAACAUUAAAAACUGGCACUGGUGGG